This is a messenger RNA of Clunio marinus, 4314 nucleotides long. NCBI's taxonomy places the organism in Eukaryota, Metazoa, Arthropoda, Insecta, Diptera, Chironomidae. The record is from the annotation of a GenBank genome assembly.
AAAAAAAAUAAUAAAAUAACAUAAAAAGUUUUCAUCGUGUUUCGCCUUUGAGAAGAGUUGAAAAAAAAACUAAACAACAUCCAAAGAGCGCAAAACGAAGAUGGAUGAAUAAAACUGUGCAAAUAAGGCAUUUAUAGCACAACACAUUUCUCUUCAACCGAAACAGCGAAAGCAAAUGACCGCAAGAAUGCUUUAAAAUUUUGAAUUUUAUUGGAUCUUUAAGUGGAAAAAAGUUUACUAUAAAAUAAGAAGUCAACGAAACCAUGAAACACAAAUGCACUGUGAUGACGUCAUUGCUCGUUUUCCUCACUGUCAUCGCUCAUCUUGCGAUAUGCGCAACAUCAGAGCUGAGCGACACGUUUUCUGAGUGCAAUUAUGAGACGUUGGAUGAAUCGCGACUGCUGGCGAUGUCAGAUAGACAACAAAACAUUAGCAACACUAAAUUACUGUCAUGUACAUUUAAGAAAUUACCAAAAACUUUCCCUUUGUCAUCUGCCAAGAGCUUAGAGAAUCUUAAAAUUAAAUGUGAUAAAAUUUUCUUUUACGACACGAGCAAGUCGAAUUUCUUUGAUAAUUUUGAGAAUUUAAAGAAUUUGUUUAUUGAGAAUUGUGAUGGAAAUUUUCUUAGAAACUUUGGCUCAUUGAAAUCGCUCAAUGGUUUAACGAUAAGAAAUUACAAAGCUUUUUGGGGUCGUUUCGAAGAUAUUAUGGACGAUACUGGAUCGUCAAAUGAUUACGAACCGUUUGAGAAUCUCUCGAAUAUAAAAAGUCUCGAUAUCAGUGCAAACUCAAUUCAAGAACUUCAUCGGAAUUUCUUUUGUGACUUUCACAAAUUGAGUUUCCUUAAUUUAUCGUCAAAUCAAAUUUACAACUUGACAAAUUUUCAAUUCUCUUCGUCUCGUCUCUCACCGUUGCCCAUAAAAAAUUGCGUAUUUUCAAUGUCAUAUUUGAUACUUACAGGCAAUCAACUCAAUUUCCUUCCAUUUUCAUUCUUCUCCAACUUCGUUAAUCUCAAAGUUCUCCGUCUCAAUCGAAAUUCCAUUUCAUUCAUUGAGAAUUUCGUGUUUUCCAAUCUCAAGCAAUUGGACAUGCUGGAUUUGAGUGAGAAUAAAAUUCAAAAUAUUCAACCUGAAUUAUUUGACAAUUUGCAGAAUCUCCGAACACUUAAUUUGGAGAAAAAUUCCAUGAAAAUUCUGCCACCCGAAAUUCUUACCAAUCUUAAAAAGCUUGAGCUGUUAAAUUUGUCGUCCAAUUUCCUUUCAUCCAAUUGGAUUAAUUAUAUGACAUUCAAGAACCUUUUCAAUUUACGUCUGUUGGAUCUUGGCUACAAUAAAAUUACAUCGCUAGAAAAUUCAAUUUUCUCUGAUCUUAACGCGCUUGAAGUUCUGGAUUUGAAGAAUAAUUUGAUUGAAAAUAUUGCAUUGGAUACGUUCGCGAACCUCACAAGUUUAACAUCGCUCGUUCUUUCACAUAACUUCAUUAAGAAUGUUAAUUUUUCUCUCAAUUCCCUCGUGAGUUUGAAUGUUCUUUCAUUGGAUUUCAACGAAAUUUAUUCAGUCGAAAAGCACCUGGUAGCCAAUUCAAUGAAGUUAGUGGACCUUCACUUAAACAAUAAUAAAUUUUUCCGCGUGCCUAACUUUGUCGAAAAUUUUCAAUUCUUGAAAUUCCUCGAUCUUGGUGAAAAUUUUAUUAAGAAUCUUUCAGACCUUCAACAAUUCCCAAACCUCAAAUAUUUGUAUGGGUUAAGAUUGACGGAGAAUCAAAUUGAAAGUUUAGAAAGAGAUCAUUUUAUGCAUCUAAAGAACCUGCAGAUUGUUAAUUUAUCAAAGAAUCGCAUCCGACAAAUUGAUCGAGAAACAUUUGCGGCAAAUGAUUUUCUUCAAGCAAUUCGUCUCGAUGGAAAUUCCAUUAAAAAUAUUGAUUACAUGUUUGAGAAUUUAACUCAGUUAGUUUUCUUGAACAUUUCAGAGAAUCUUCUCGAAGUCUUUGAUUAUGAAAACUUCCCUAAAAAUCUCCAAUUUCUUGAUAUUUCCAAAAAUCAAAUCAAUGUCAUCAAAAACCCGAACGAAAUCUCACAAAAUCUCAAGACACUCAAUCUUAACUACAAUCAUUUAACGGAGAUUUCAGCCUUUGUGCUGCCGCGCAAUCUCGAAGAUCUUUAUCUUCAACGGAAUCUUAUUGAAAAGAUUUCUCCGUAUACAUUCCUUAAAAAGCCCCUUCUCAAGACUGUCGAUCUGAAGUUCAACAAGAUUUCACAUAUCAGCGAAAACUCUUUGAGAAUUUCAACGACAAAGAAUGACGAGAAACUGCCUGAAUUCCAUCUUGCAGGAAAUCCACUCGUCUGUGACUGUCACUUAAAGUGGAUGUGGCAAGAUAAUGGAAAUCAUGGUGGCGUCCAGUCAAAGACGCGUCAUUUUGAUGUUGACAAUCCAGAACAUUUUCCUUAUCUUUUAGAAGAAGAAGCUCAUUCCGAAGAUUCAUCACGCAAUUACCCUUCAUAUGCUGCUCAAAAAAUGGACGAAUUCGAUAACAAUUAUCCGCCAAUGAACACCGGAAAUUAUGUUGAUAAUUAUCCAUCCGGAAAGGUUCAUCAUCAGAAUGCAAAUGGCGUACGAACACAACCGAAAAUCAUUGACUUCGAUCAAAUGACAUGUUCGUUUUCAAACAACCCCGAAAAAAUUCCCAUUCGACGUCUCAACCCUAACUUAUUCCUUUGCAAGUACAACAAUAUGUGCACGAAAGGCUGUCAAUGUUGUGAGAACUUUUCAUGUGAUUGUCAACAAAAAUGUCCUGACAAAUGUAAUUGUUAUCAUAAUACUAACUGGGAUAUAAAUUUUGUCAAUUGCUCGGCAGCCAAUUAUUCAAAGUCAUUGCCUAACUCCAUUCCAAUGGAAGCGACUCAUCUCCAUCUUGAUGGCAAUAAUUUUGAAUCAAUUAAAGACUUUGCAUUCAUUGGCCGACGAUCACUAAGAAUUCUUUAUUUAAAUCGUUCUCAUAUCCAGCAGCUGACGAAUCGAACGUUUUUCGGAUUGAAGAAUUUGGAGCUGUUGAGUUUAAAACAUAAUGAAUUGCAACAUUUGAAUGGCGACGAGUUCAACGAGUUGGAGAGUCUAAAAUAUCUUUUUCUUCAAAGCAACCGUCUAAAGUUUAUCGAUCGUAAAACUUUUGUCCAAUUAAAACAACUUCAAGUAUUGAAAUUGAAUGGCAAUGUUUUAACGACAUUUGAUUUGACGUUCCUACCACAAAAUGUGAUUCAAGUAGACAUUAGUGAAAACGUACUCGAGUGUGACUGCGAGUUGAUAAAAAACUUGAAGGUUCACAAUGCGAUUCAGCAUCGUAACAUACUUAAAUGUCAUCCAAAUCAGACACGCGGUGAAUAUUUCAAUAUCAUGAACGAGACGAAUUUUUGUAGCGAGAAGCUUGCGCUUUCAAAUAUGUUUUUCUUCGAGAAGAAUCUUCCAAUAUUCUUGAUAGUUUUCCUAUCGUGCUUAUUCUUCUUGAUUAUCAUUUUUGUCUUCCAUCAACGAAUCAUGUUCUGUUGUUAUAAGAAGUUUAAUUUACGCUUUUGCAAGAAGCGAAACGACAAGAACAAAUUCUUUGAUGGAUUUUUAAUAUUCAGCAAGAAAGACGAGAAUUUCCUCAUUGAUGAUUUCCUUAAGCAUUUCGAGACGACUGAAGGAAAUUUCUACAAAUUCUUUCUUUUCUUCCAUGACUUCUCCAUCUUCAACGAGCAAAUAUUGAAGAAUUGCGAGAACUCACAGAAAAUUGUUCUCUUCCUAUCGGAAAACUUUUUAAAGAAUGAGUGGAGAAAAAUUGAAUUUAAGAAAAUAUUUUACGAGAUUCUCAAAACAAAGAAGCGAAAGAAGUUGAUAAUUGUUUUCUUAGAUAAUUUCGAUAAUAAAAAUUUCGACCCAGAAUUAAAGUUAAUUCUCAAAACAAACUUCAUUCUUCGAUGGAGUGAGAAACUGUUCUGGGAGAAAUUUAAAUUCUUUUUGCCAAGCUUAAGUCGUAAUGCUCAAUUACAACACCAACCACAAGCGGCACCGCGUGACCCAGAAAACUUCUGUCAAAAUUUCCAUCUCAACAAUUUGCACAAUAACCAAAAUCAGCAGCGAAAUCUCACAUCGAUACACAUUUAGCGAUAAGCUUUAACAAGAGCUAGUAGAUGACGAGGUACACUGCACUGUAAAGCAGAAAAAAGAGUUAUUCAAGGUGACUAAAAUGUAAAAAAAAUGUAAAAUGUGAAUAAUAUUUGUUACUACCUAGCAAUUCGAGUCACAGUGUGAGCUUGUGGCUUUGAAUUUUACACAAUGU